Messenger RNA from Auxenochlorella protothecoides, 489 nucleotides. Its product is annotated as COP9 signalosome complex subunit 8. Gene Ontology annotation, cellular component: COP9 signalosome. Gene Ontology annotation, biological process: protein deneddylation; COP9 signalosome assembly. Lineage: Eukaryota; Viridiplantae; Chlorophyta; Trebouxiophyceae; Chlorellales; Chlorellaceae. The record is from RefSeq and is a predicted model, not a curated record. The annotation marks the transcript as partial. The transcript is spliced from 3 exons.
UGGCCCCAUGCGCUGCACAUGCUGGCCCUCAUGUAUAGCAACAGACUGGAGGACGCCCGCUUCCUGUACAAACGCUGCCCCCCACAUGUGCGAGACUCCCAGCCGCAGCUGCAGGCCGCGUUCAGGGCCCUCCAGUUCCUGUGGCAGCGAGACUAUGCCGGAUUGUGGCCCCUACUACGCUCCGGCUGGGACCCCCACCAGGCGACCCUGGUCCGUGGCAUCGCCUCGAACCUGCGUGAGCAUGUGCUCCGGCUGGUGGCCACCGCCUACUCCACCAUUUCCCUCCAGGCCCUGGCCGGCGCGCUCGGGGCCACCCUCCCAGAGGCGCAGCAGGAGGCCGCAGCACAUGGCUGGGAGCUGACGAACGCCCCCAGCGGCGGAGCGUGGGUUAGGAUACCGCCAAAGGAGGCGGCCGGGGACCCUGUGGCGCCAGACGCGGCCACACUGCAGCGCCUGGCGAGUUACGUGCUCCAUCUGGAGGCCGCGUAG